Hevea brasiliensis (rubber tree) is the source of this 1682-nucleotide messenger RNA. RefSeq names its product vegetative cell wall protein gp1. Bases 316 to 1389 code for a protein of 357 amino acids. The transcript has 2 exons. NCBI's taxonomy places the organism in Eukaryota, Viridiplantae, Streptophyta, Magnoliopsida, Malpighiales, Euphorbiaceae. The record is from RefSeq and is a predicted model, not a curated record.
ACUAGAGCCUCUCCUUCCACAUCCCAAAUUUUACCUUGCUUUUGAGCUGUUCGCUGGCAGGAAAAGUAAACCCUCAUUCACUGCUGCUAGUUUGCAGUUCACUGGUUUUGCAUGACUGACAUAAAGAGCCCUCCAUGCCUCUGCCUAUAUAAAAACUCUAUCAGACUUUCGUUUAUGCCUCAAACAACUAGAUGAAACUAUACUAAGGGCAUUGUAUUUUAGCAGAGAACAAGUGCAAACUGAUAUAGAUGCCAACCCAUUAACUCCUAAUUCUGCUCUAAAUCAAGAGAGAUAGAGAGAGAGAAGACUCAUACAAUGCCUUCUUUUUUCAUCAUAUUCCUUCUCUGUUUCACAUUUAUUAAUAAUCUCUCAGAGGCUAGCCAUGACAGGAAGCUUCCCUCCGCAGUCGUUGUUGGUACAGUAUACUGUGACACAUGUUUCCGAGAGGAUUUCUCAAAGAACAGCCACUUCAUUUCAGGAGCAUCUGUUGCAGUGGAAUGCACAGAUGAGAAUUCAAAAUCAAACUUUCGCAAAGAAGUGAAAACAGAUGAGCAUGGAGAGUUCAAAGUUCACUUGCCUUUCUCAGUUAGUAAGCAUGUAAAGAGAAUCAAGAGAUGCUCAGUGAAAUUGUUGAGUAGCAGUGAGCCAUAUUGUGCAGUAGCAUCAACAGCAACUUCAUCAUCUCUACGUCUCAAGUCAAGAAAGGAAGGACUACACAUCUUCUCAGCUGGAUUUUUCAGUUUCAAGCCCCAGAAGCAACCAAACCUCUGCAACCAAAAACCAAGCAUCCAAAAUUCCAGGGAACUUAAUGCCCAAAAAUCCUCAAUACCUUCUAUCCCUCCUUCUGAUAGCCCAGCAUUUCCACCUCCACUUCAAGACCCAACAGUCCCUGAUCUCCCCCCUGUGAACCAAAAUCCUUCGGUUCCUCUACUUCCAAACCUGCCACCAUUGCCAAAACUCCCUCCUUUCCCACCUAUUCCAGGAUUACCUUACCUUCCACCAGUGCCUGGAAAGACCAGCACAAACACAAAAGCUUAUACUGAGUCUUUGAAGAGCGCACAAGCGUCAGAUCAGAAAGAAGUAAGCCCUAACUUUUUCUUUCCAACACCGCCCCUUUUUCCUCCAAACCCUUUUCAGCCACCUCCGUUACUUCCAAACCCACUUCAACCACCACCACUAAUCCCUCCAUUGCUUCCCCCUAAUCCACUCCAGCCUCCUCCAGCGCCAUUGAUUCCUUUACCACCAAUUCCUGGCCUCACUCCACCAUCACCACCGCCACCUAUCAUCCCAUUUCUUCCUUUCCCUCCGUUCCCUUUCCCUCCUUCACCUCCUCGUAUCCCAGGAAUCCCCCCAGCUUCUUCUUCUACUCCACAGAAAACAUCUCCUUGACUGAACAUCAUCUAUCAAAAUUAUCCAAUAAUGUCAAUAAAAUUUAGGCCAAAUUUUCUUCUUCUGUAUUAUUUAUCCUGUCUAGAAAAUUAUGUAUGAUCAUAUAGUAAUAGGAUUGGCAGAAUAGGCUUGAUAUUUCCUACUGUUUUCUUGUUAAUGAGAGUGAAAGAGCACAUAAUUAUUGUAACAAGAAUAAAAUAAGGUUCUAAGGAUCUGAUUGCGGGUUUUUCAUCUAUGUCACCAUGUAAAUCCUCAUAUUGUUUAUCUAAUAUGAAAAUAUGAAAUAUUUAAGA